AUUUGAUAAUAAAAUGUCUACGACAACUAAUCUUCAACUGAUUGUUGUUCUUGCUGGUCUUCUCUUGGCAGGAAUUAAACUUCAUCAAACAUAUGCUAUUGCUGAUGUAAAUGAACACCCAGACAAUCAAUCUAUUUACGGAAUUGAUGUCUCUCACUGGCAAGGAGUGAUUAACUGGGCUUCUGUAGCCAACUAUCAAUACAAAGGAAGAAAGAUCGGACUUGUAUUUAUGAAGGCAACUGAAGGUGUAAACACUGUUGAUAGUCGCUAUCUUGAGAACUCUAAAGGUGUCAGCCAAAACCUUGAUGUAAAGGUAAAGGGAGCUUAUCAUUACUUCCAUCCAAAGACCUCUGCCACUGGCCAAGCUGAUCACUUCGCAAGUAUGCUCAGCAAAGAUCCUUACUUUGACAAGGCAAAAGAUUGGAUUGCCAUUGAUGUCGAAGAUCCGAAUGUAUUAGGUGAAGACUCUCCUUAUGGAAUGACAAAGGCAGAAUACGCUAAGACCAUUAAAGAUUUCUUGGACUCAAUGAAAGCAAAAGGCUAUGUUAAUCAAAUGAUCUAUGGUGGAACUUCUUAUUGGGAAUCAAGAAUCGGAUCUGCUGGAGCUGACUUAUGGAAGGGACGUGCUCUCUGGAAGGCCAGAUAUAGAGAUCCCUUUGAGAAUGAACAAUUCUGGACAACAGAUCUCCCAACUGGAGCUCCAGCUGUAUCAGUUUGGCAGUUCUCAGAUGCAGGAAAAAUUGAUGGAAUUUCUGGAGGAAGCGUGGAUCUAAAUUUGAUCUCCAACCACUUCCCUAUCACUCUUUAGAUAAAAAAAUUGAGCCA
This is a messenger RNA of Moneuplotes crassus, 825 nucleotides long. Lineage: Eukaryota; Ciliophora; Spirotrichea; Euplotida; Euplotidae. The record is from the annotation of a GenBank genome assembly.